AUGAAGCAUUGGGUAGCACAUUUGACCAAUGUAGUGACACAGUUGACAGGGGGUCAGGGACUACCCCCAUUCAUGUCAGGUCAGAUGCCAUUUAACCCUACUCAGUCCCCACCACCAUGUAUGCCACCCCCUUUCAAUAUGGCUCCUCAAAUGCAACUGAUGGCAAAUAUUGGUCCCCAAACACCUGUAGAUGCACCUUCUACCAGCCAUAGAGGCAGUUGCACACCAAUUGCAUCUGUUAAGAUUCCAGAGGGUGAACAUGAUUGUAUGCUAUACUUGAACAAACCUUUUCGCCUAGUUGCAAGAGGUAGAGUAUAUCAUACAGUGGCUAGGGACUCCUUACAUAAUAUGGCUCUUCCUCCAGAGCAUGGUAAGGUUUUUAUAGAGGUAGUGCAACGACAUGAGGAGGACUCUGCACUGCCUAUCCCAAAUGAAGAAGCAAACCUGUAUUCCCUGAGAGAUGCCAUUGGUACUUAUGUUGCUUGGCCAUUGUCCUUAAUCACUUUAAGACCCAAGGUUGCCCCUUCAUCAGGUAAAGGGUUAGGGAAAGAGACAGGCUACUCAAAAGAGUCCAUUGCUGGUCUAUCCAAUCAAGGUGCUGCAUGCUUGGAUAUGAUGAAGCUGUUUGUGAGAAGUGAUCAAGCCAUUGAUACAGCUACAUUUCAACUGACAAGUGAGCACUGGGGUAAAGAGUUUUGUGACAUUGUGGGGAAGGAAAACAUCAUAUAG
This is a messenger RNA of Abrus precatorius (Indian licorice), 729 nucleotides long. RefSeq lists its product as uncharacterized. The record is from RefSeq and is a predicted model, not a curated record. The transcript has 3 exons. Lineage: Eukaryota; Viridiplantae; Streptophyta; Magnoliopsida; Fabales; Fabaceae. The coding region runs from base 1 to 729 and encodes 242 amino acids.